Messenger RNA from Ipomoea triloba (trilobed morning glory), 1248 nucleotides. RefSeq lists its product as uncharacterized. Lineage: Eukaryota; Viridiplantae; Streptophyta; Magnoliopsida; Solanales; Convolvulaceae. The record is from RefSeq and is a predicted model, not a curated record. Gene Ontology annotation, molecular function: zinc ion binding; nucleic acid binding. The transcript has a single exon. Bases 1 to 1248 code for a protein of 415 amino acids.
AUGCAUGAUGAGAUGUGGGACGUGAUAACUGAUGGACCCAUCCAGAUACUACAAGUGAACCCCAAUCGUGUUGUUUCCGAUCCGACAUCACCAGAAAUGAUUCCAAAGGAGAAAUCCUUGCUAACUACCGAAGAGAGAACCCGAGUAAAUCUCGACAAUAUAGCCAAGGAUAUACUCUACAAGGCAUUGGACGAAUCAUUGUUUCUGAGAGUAAGGAAGUGCAAGAUUGCUAAAGACAUCUGGGAUGUACUCAUGCUCAUAGGUGAUGGAGACGAACAAGAGAAGGAGAACAAGCUGACGAUUGCCAUGAAGAAGUUUGAGGAUUUCAAACUCAAUCCGAAGGAGUCCAUAACUGAAAUGGAAGCUCGGUUCAUAAAGUUAUUGAUGGAAAUCAAUGAUCUUGAUGAGAAAAAGCUAACACAAAAGGAGAUAAACUUGAAGAUUCUCCGAGGACUACCCAAAAGCUGGGAAAUGAAAGUAGUAGCUAUGCGUGAUCAUAGAGACCUCAAGACAACAAGUACUACUCAGAUCUUUAGUGAUCUGAAAGCCUACGAGUUCGAGAAGGAAGCUCAAAAUGAUGAAGAACUGGAGACGAGAAAUAUAGCCUUAGUUGCAAAUCAUCAAUUUUCAUCAUCAACACCAAGGUCAAAUUCUAAUCCCUCAUCUGAUUUUUUCACUGAUGAUCAACUUGCUUUGUUCAUGAGAAGGUUCAAAAGAUUCAUGCGAAAGAAUCAAUCCUAUGAUAACUCUGACAAGACGAGAAGAACGAAGUACCGAAACAAUGACAAGGCUAGCGGAUCCAGAACACAUGAGAAGGAUGAAAUACAAGUGCUGUGUUAUAACUGCCGAAAACCCGGACACUUCAAAGCUGAAUGUCCAUAUCCCAUCGUCAAGAAGCAUCAGGAUGAACACAACUACAAGAAGAAUUCGGGAAGUUAUCACAACCCGAAGAGUGCAUCAAAUAACACUGACGAAGAGCCAAACAAAAACCAGAAGAAUGAUAGGCGUUGGAAGGCUCUAGCUGUAGAAGAGAAGUCAGAAGAAAAGAACGACGAGUCAUGCACUUCCAGCUCCAGUUUAGAAAGUGACAGUUCGGAAGAUGAGAAAGGACUACUAUGUCUUUUCAGUCAAGAGGACUCGGAUGAAGAACUGUGCCUUAUGGCAGAUGAAGAAGAGGUAACUUCACAAAACCACUCUUCUCCGAAUCCACAUAUCAUGAAAACCCUAGGGAAGCAUUCGAAAGAAUGA